CCAGACCGCCAGCUCCAGUGCACCAAUAAUGGCCUCCCCUUGCUCCAUUUCCCCCAUAUAUACCAGCCCUCCCCCAUCGCACCGCUGCACCAAACUCACCCACUUUCCUCCCGCCAAGAGCAGCAGCGAGCUGUGAGCUCUAGCUCUGAAGCUCGAGCUUGCUAGAAGAGCCACACAGCAAUACCAUGGCGGCAUCAGUAGCCUGCGCCUUCUUCUUCGACGCCGAGCCGGCCGGCGAGCCCGGCAAGCACGCGCUGGACGCGUGCGCGCUCUGCGCCAAGCGGCUGGCGCGCGACAGCGACGUCUUCAUGUACAGAGGGGACACGCCCUUCUGCAGCGAGGAGUGCCGCCACGAGCAGAUGUACCUCGACGCCGUCUGCGCCAGGCGGGCCGCCCGGAGGCCGCAGCGCUUCUCGGCGGAGACGGAGACGGAGUCCCACCGUGGGCAGCGGCAGUCCAGGAAGGUGUCCAUCGCCAGCUAGCCGCGGAAAGUUUUGUUUGGAUCCACAAGAUCUGAAUGAAUUCUGAAGAAACAACCGCUGUAUUCUGAAGAACCAUCGACGUUGUUUCGGGACGCAGUGCAGGGCAAAGCAUCCGGUGGUAGGUGACUGUAGCUUCCCAUAAGUGUCCAUGGCAAGCUAAUUAAGCUGGCCGUGUGCCUGUAGAUUCUUGGUUGAUCUGUGCUGUGCCGUUGAUUCGAUUUUGUUGGAAACGAAGUAGAAAACGCCAUGGAUCUGAAGGAAGCAAUCAAACACGAUUCACGAUUUGUUCAA
Molecule: messenger RNA, 773 nt
Organism: Aegilops tauschii subsp. strangulata
Lineage: Eukaryota; Viridiplantae; Streptophyta; Magnoliopsida; Poales; Poaceae
Product: FCS-Like Zinc finger 2
Source: RefSeq, a predicted model, not a curated record